Messenger RNA from Marmota flaviventris (yellow-bellied marmot), 675 nucleotides. Its product is annotated as keratin-associated protein 9-1-like. Lineage: Eukaryota; Metazoa; Chordata; Mammalia; Rodentia; Sciuridae. Gene Ontology annotation, cellular component: keratin filament. The record is from RefSeq and is a predicted model, not a curated record.
AUGGCUCGCUCCUGCUGCUCCCCUUGCUGCAAGCCUACCUGCUGCAGGACCACCUGUUACAAGACCACCUGCUGGAAACCAUCCUGCUGUCCACCCAGCUGCUGUGGGUCCAGCUGCAGGGGCAAAACCACCUGUGGGUCCAGCUGCUGCUGGCCAUGCUGUCCCUCAACUUGCUGUGAAACCACUUGCUGCAAGACCAGCUGCUGCAAACCAACCUGUGUGGUCAGCUGCUGCAGCACACCCUGCUGUAAGCCCAGCUGCUGUGAGCCUUGCUGCUGCCCCAAUUGCUGCAUCUUGCCCUGCUGCCAGCCCUACUGCCCUCCUACUUGCUCUCAAACCACCUGCUGCAGGACCACCUGCUCCAAAAAGUCCCAUGUGACCCCCUGCUGCAGCACACCCUGCUGCCAACCCUGCUGCUCUCCAACUUGCUGUGAAAUCACCUGCUGCAAGACCACCUGCUGGAAACCAGCCUGUGUCAUCAGUUGCUGCAGCACACCCUGCUGUGAUCCCAGCUGCUGCCUCAGUUGCUGCAUCAUCCCCUGCUGCCAGCCCUGCUGCCCUCCAGCUUGCUCUAAAACCACAUGCUGUAGGACCUGCUCCAAGCAAACCUGUGUGACCCACUGCUGCAGCACACCCUGCUGCAAGCCCUGUUGCUGUGUGUCCAAUUGCUGCUAG